AUGGCAACCAUAGCUACUAGCCUUAACAUAGCAACCCAGCGAGCCGUCAUCACCAGCAAGAGCCAACCAGCUCGUCUCGCCUGUCCUGUCCGUUUGAACAACCCGUGGAAACUUGGUUCAAGAACAAACCGCUUGGUGAGCUUUAGGCCGGUCAAAUCAACGCCAGAAGGUGUGAUAUCCGAUAAAGUGGAGAAAAGCAUUAAAGACGCAAAGGAGAGUUGUGCUGACGAUCCCGUCAGCGGAGAGUGUGUAGCUGCGUGGGACGAGGUUGAGGAGCUCAGCGCAGCAGCUAGCCACGCUAGAGACAAGAAGAAAGCUGGUGGUUCCGACCCUUUGGAGGAAUACUGCAAAGACAAUCCUGAGACUGACGAGUGUCGUACUUACGACAACUGA
Molecule: messenger RNA, 393 nt
Organism: Brassica rapa (field mustard)
Lineage: Eukaryota; Viridiplantae; Streptophyta; Magnoliopsida; Brassicales; Brassicaceae
Product: calvin cycle protein CP12-2, chloroplastic
Biological process (GO): negative regulation of reductive pentose-phosphate cycle
Cellular component (GO): chloroplast
Source: RefSeq, marked provisional